AUGGUGCUAACAGACACUCCUCUCAAGGACGAAUUGGUAAAAGAAUUUCAACGAAGUAGAAAGAAAGCGAAGGCUGUAAAGAAAAAAAUCAUUAAGGAUAAAAAAGAUGCCGAGAAAGAUCUACACGUUCAACUGGAAGAAGACGAGCACGAAUCUUUUGUUCUGUCGACCAGUUCCAGUCAGGCGGCCGAUGUAGAUCCAGAUUCCAUAACGGGAGGCCCAGAUGAUAAUCGAGAGACUUGGGGCUCCAACACGGACUUUUUAUUAUCCAUCAUUGGAUUCGCGGUCGAUUUGGCUAACGUCUGGCGGUUUCCUUAUCUUUGUUAUAGAAACGGCGGAGGUGCAUUCUUAAUACCAUAUUCCUUAAUGUUAGUGUUUGGAGCUGUUCCAUUAUUUUAUAUGGAACUUAUACUUGGUCAGUUUUAUAGACAAGGACCUGUCAGUUUAUGGCGAAUAUGUCCUUUAUUUAAAGGUGUUGGAUUUUGCGCUGUUUUGGUGUCAUUUUAUGUAUCGUUUUAUUACAAUGUGAUACUUGCUUGGGCUCUAUAUUUUAUUGGAUCUAGCAUUACGUCAGAUCUUCCAUGGUUACAUUGUAAUAAUACAUGGAAUACAGAAAAAUGUUGGGAUAGUAUGAAUUCCAACAAUAGUUUUAGCCAGAAUCUCCUCAGAUUUGGUAAUGGAUCAACACGAACCAAUAAGCAUACUCCUGCGUCGGAAUUUUUUAACCGCGCUGUCUUAGAAAUGCAGUGGAGUGACGGUUUGCACGAGAUGGGAUCUCCAAAAUGGCAACUGGUACUUUGCCUAAUGUUUAUAUAUUUUUUACUGUACAUAUCGUUGUUCAAAGGUGUAAAAUCUACUGGUAAAGUAGUAUGGGUAACGGCAACAAUGCCUUACGUCGUUCUGACUAUAUUACUAAUAAGAGGAUUGAUGCUUCCAGGUGCUUUGAAAGGUAUUUCGUAUUAUCUUCAACCAGAAUUAUCAAAGCUUAGCAAAACACAGGUGUGGAUGGAUGCGGCUGUGCAAAUCUUUUAUUCUGUCGGUGCCGGCUUUGGAGUACAUCUUUCUUAUGCCAGUUAUAACACCUUUCAUAAUAAUUGUUACAGGGAUUGUAUUAUUACAACUAUAAUUAACUGUUUCACCAGUUUCUUUUCUGGAUUUGUAAUAUUUACAUAUUUGGGAUACAUGUCAUAUAAACAAGGUGUGCCCAUUGGUGAUGUUGCGACAGAAGGUCCAGGUCUAGUUUUUCAGGUAUAUCCAGAGGCAGUCGCCACUUUACCUGGCUCCCAGUUAUGGGCUAUUUUGUUUUUCUUCAUGCUAAUAAUGUUGGGAGUUGAUUCUGCCAUGGGCGGUUUGGAAUGUGUCAUAACUGGCCUAAUGGACGAAUUUUCCAGCUUUUUUAAGAAUAAGAAAUACUCCAGAGAAAUUUUUACUCUAGCAAUAAUUUUAUGUUCCUUUUGUGUGGCUUUAAUAAAUGUCACACCGGGUGGUAUUUAUAUGUUCCACUUGUUUGACACUUAUUCGGCAGGAAUUUCACUCCUGUGCUCAGCAAUUUUUGAAGCAGUUGCUGUUUCAUGGUUUUAUGGUCUUGAUAGAUUUUCGCAAGAUGUAGAAGCAAUGCUUGGUAUGAAACCAGGAUUGUAUUGGAGAGUUUGUUGGAAAUUUAUUAGUCCAUCUUUUAUCAUAGGUGUAGUGCUAUUUGGCCUAUUUCAUCAUGAACCUCUACACUAUAAUGACUACUUCUAUCCAUCAUGGGCGGAGUGGAUUGGGUGGGCUUUAACUCUUUCCUCUAUCAUAAUGAUUCCAAUUUUUGCAAUAAUACAAAUCUGCAAAACGAAAGGAUCCUUUACUGAGAAAUUAGCUUUGAGCAUCUCCCCUGUAGAAGAACACGAAGAAAUACGAAGAACUAAACUAGCAAGAAGAUUUAAAGCCAAACAUUGGUUUUAUGUGUAA
Diabrotica virgifera virgifera (western corn rootworm) is the source of this 1950-nucleotide messenger RNA. Its product is annotated as sodium-dependent dopamine transporter-like. Gene Ontology annotation, cellular component: neuron projection; presynaptic membrane; neuronal cell body membrane. NCBI's taxonomy places the organism in Eukaryota, Metazoa, Arthropoda, Insecta, Coleoptera, Chrysomelidae. The record is from RefSeq and is a predicted model, not a curated record. Gene Ontology annotation, biological process: dopamine uptake involved in synaptic transmission; sodium ion transmembrane transport. The transcript has 15 exons. The coding region runs from base 1 to 1950 and encodes 649 amino acids. Gene Ontology annotation, molecular function: dopamine:sodium symporter activity.